Nothobranchius furzeri (turquoise killifish) is the source of this 2525-nucleotide messenger RNA. Lineage: Eukaryota; Metazoa; Chordata; Actinopteri; Cyprinodontiformes; Nothobranchiidae. The record is from RefSeq and is a predicted model, not a curated record.
CUUCGCAGAAGAAGUAGUCAGUUCCGGCUUCUGCCCUGCUGCUCGGCUGGCGUGUUUGUGUUCUUUUGGGUUUAUCGGUUCUUGUGUUUAUCGAGUAGAGCUCGAGGACUUUACUCUUUGUGUUGCGUCAAAAACAUCCCAGUGUGUGCACCUGGCAUGCGCGCGGCAGGUCUCACGUGAACACCCCUGCUAGCUGCUGUUAGCAUCGAGCUAACAGAGCUGGUCGGUCAGAAAAAGAAAGCGGCAGGUUUGCUUCGUGUCAACAGACAUCCAGCAGGCAUGACGUCAGAGCAAGUCGGACACGAAUCUAACCGACAUGCACCGCUCGCCAAUCACCGCUGGUCUAAUCUGCGCAGAACUGGCUCCUCUCGAACACGGCCAUAGAUACCUGUUUGCUGUUACAUGAAACAGCCAAUCGUAGGAGAGCCCUUCCAGCCAAUCAGAGGUGAGAAAGGCGGACCUUCCUUGGACAGCCUACGAUUCCACGGUGAGCGUGAGAUGGAGGCUCCUGUAGGAGGAGACGAGCUCUGUGUCCUGCUGAGAGAGGAUGGGGAGGAUGGGGUGAGGAGCAGGGAGGUGGGCUGCCAGUGGGAGAGUCUUGAGGAGGACAGGAAGGAGGUGGGGUGUCAAAGCAGCUGGACCGAGACCAGAGACGCCGGCGUCCAGGUGGAUCUGCUGACGCAGCAGCUCAGCUGGAGACACUCAGGCUCACCUGAGAUGCUGCUGCAGUGUCUCACGGUCCGACCCGACGGCUCGGACGGGGGUGCCCUUCUGCAGCACUGCACCCCUAACCGGACCAGAACCAGAAUCAUUCGACCUGCUGUCAAACUCUCUGAUGAACCCACCCAGUCCAGAACCAGAAAGAGACCGUCUCAGAGCGGUGGCACCAGGCAAGCAAGGCCACAUCAGGACCAGAGAUCACUGGACCUCCACCAGGAGGAGGAGGAGGAGGAAUCAGGAGAUCCCACCUGGACUCCAACAGAAGAUGCCGAGCUGGACUCGGACUCCCAGCAUGCACCUCUGCUGGCAUUGAAGCUGGAGCUGGACAGCACGGUGUGUGACGUUUGUGGGAAAGUGAUGAAGAACAAGUCGAGCCUGGCACGUCACUCCUUCAUCCACACGGGGCGGAAACCCUUCGCCUGCCAUCUUUGUGAGCUGCGCUUCAAUCGCCGUGACAACCUGCAGCACCAUCUGACCCGGAUACACCCCGAUGGUGUGGCCAAGCGAAAGCGGCACCGCGCAGCAACAGCCUGGCUGUGCGCCGUCUGCGGGAAGACGUUUAGCUGCCGAUCUCGUUUAAAGACGCAUGAGGUCAUCCACUCGGGUGUGAAGCCAUUCCACUGUGACCUUUGCCCCAAAGCCUACAUGAGGACCAACGACCUGGAGCACCACAGGAAGGUGGUGCACGCAUCCGGCGACGCGGAGGCGCAGCGGCCCGCCUCGCUGCUCUGUGACCACUGCGGCAAAGAGUUCAAGUGCAGGUCACAGCUCGCCAUCCACUUCCAGACUCACACGGGUGAACGACCUCACCUCUGUGACAUCUGUGGUCGCAAGUUCUCCCGUCCAUACCAGCUCCAACGCCACAAGGCUCUGCUGCAUGCAGACGGCGAGGACAACUCUUCGCUUGAUAGCUCGUUUUCCUGCAGCGUGUGCGGCAAGCGACUGAAGUCUGACUCGCAGCUCGCCGCUCACGCUCAAGUUCACAUGAGCGACAAGCCGCAUCGCUGCAGCAUCUGCCUGCGUGGCUUUCAUCGCGCCGCCUGGCUGAAGCAGCACCACGCCCGUGUGCAUCUGAAGGCGAAGCCCGAAGAGGCGCCGCUCACCUCCGGCCGCAGGAGGAGUGCAGCGGGGCUGAGCAGUUUCCCCUGCCCCGCCUGCAGUAAGUUGUUCCGGUUCCGCUCGAUGCUGGCCAGCCACAUGCUGAUCCACAGCGAUGUGCGGCCGUUCGCCUGCGACUUCUGCAGUCGAAGCUUUCGCCGCCACAGUCACCUCAAGAGGCACCGCGAGGUUGUGCACGCCAAUGGAGCUCGCCUUCCCGAGAGCUUUGUCUGCCACAUUUGUGGAAAGGACAAGAAGUGUCGCUCGCAGCUUGCCAGACACGUGAUCAUCCACACGGGGGAGCGGCCUUUCGCCUGCGAGCUCUGCCCAGCCCGCUUCAACCGCCGAGGGAACCUGCAGCAUCACCAGAGGCGUGUCCACGGCACGGGCGCGCCGGAGGAGGAGGCUCCGCUCGUCCUGUUCGACGAUGAUGGGAACAACGUUCUGACCUACAAGCAAGAGGAGACGGCGGACACGCCUGGAGACGGCCUCCAGCAGCUGGACACAAGUUAACGGAGACGCUGCUGCUGGGUUCUUAGCGGUUUGGGUCGGUGACUUUGGGUUUGAACUGCCAGAACCCUCUCGAUAUUCAGUGUUUCUGUUUUAACUGACGUUGCCAUGGAAACCACCUGACUCCACAUGCCAGUGUGGGGUUUGUUUGUGACCCCAAGAGGAAACCUGUACUUGAAUAAAGUCAGUUUUCAGUU